Molecule: messenger RNA, 8198 nt
Organism: Xyrauchen texanus (razorback sucker)
Lineage: Eukaryota; Metazoa; Chordata; Actinopteri; Cypriniformes; Catostomidae
Gene: abhd3
Product: abhydrolase domain containing 3, phospholipase
Exons: 9
Coding region: 126-1364 (412 amino acids)
Biological process (GO): phosphatidylcholine metabolic process; medium-chain fatty acid biosynthetic process; medium-chain fatty acid catabolic process
Molecular function (GO): A2-type glycerophospholipase activity; acetylesterase activity; glycerophospholipid phospholipase A1 activity
Source: RefSeq, a predicted model, not a curated record
AGCGCCACCCAUCUCCCCAUAUUGCAACUCCUGUCUCGGUUCACCUUUACAUUUGGGCUCGCAUCAUCCAUCCUGCGCCCGAGCGUCUCAGCAGCCGGAACCGAGGGGUUUACAGGGACUAGGAAAUGAUCUCGCCGGAGCUUAAUUUGAAUUUAUUUACGAGUGAGCUUUCACUUUACCUUAAAAAUCAAGUUAAAGUCGGGUUAUUCGGCUCUGGAGUGGGACUCUCUGUAGUGCUUGGGUUCAGCGCCGCAUAUGCCUGCUACUACUUGAUGUCCGUGGCGAAGAAGCCACUACUCAUUGCUGGAGGAAAAAGGUUUCAUCAGUUCCUGAGGGACAAAUGCCCCGUGGUCUCAGAGACAUACUACCCCACGUUCUGGUGCUGGGAAAGUCGAGUCCAAACACUGCUCAGGCCCUUUGUGACUGCUAAACCCUGGGUUAACUACAGAAAUGAGCUCAUUAGAGCAUCAGAUGGAGGCCAGAUCUCUCUGGAUUGGUUUGACAAUGAUGACAGCACGUCCCACCCGGAUCCAUCUACGCGACCCACAGUGCUGCUGCUCCCGGGACUGACGGGCACGAGCCGUGAAUCCUACAUUCUGCAUAUGGUACAGCAUAGCCGUGAUCUGGGCUAUAGAUGCGUAGUUUUCAACAACAGAGGCGUAUCUGGUGAAAAGCUAUUGACGCCCAGGACGUAUUGUGCAGCCAACACAGAGGAUCUGGAGAUAGUAGUCGAUCAUGUCCACAAGACCAUUGAAAGAGCUCCACUCAUGGCAGCUGGGGUUUCUAUGGGCGGGAUGAUGUUGACGAACUAUCUGGGUCGUAAAGGACGUGAGACGUGUCUGAAGGGUGUGGUGGUUUUCUCGGCAGGCUGGGAUGUGUUUGAGUGCACGGCGUCCCUGGAGAAACCCCUAGACCGUUUUCUCUUCAAUUCCUACCUCACCAGCUGCCUGCAGGCAUCCGUGGACCGUCACAGAACUGUUCUUGAACAGAAAUACAACAUAGACCAUGUGAUGAAGGCUAAAACAAUCCGAGAGUUUGAUGAACGUUUUACUUCCGUCAUGUUUGGUUAUCCAACCAAUGAGGACUACUAUCGAGACGCUAGUCCCAUUCACAAGAUCAAGUCUGUGCAAGUGCCAAUGCUUUGCCUCAAUGCAGCUGAUGAUGUCUUCUCUCCUAAUCAUGCAUUUCCAGUAGAGGCAGUGAAGCAAAACCCCAACGUGGCUCUCCUCAUUACUUGCCAUGGCGGCCACAUCGGCUUCCUGGAGGGGCUGUGGCCACGGCAGAACACCUACAUGGACCGAGUUUUCCGCCAGUUUACCAAGGCCAUCUUUGAAAACGGCAGCAGUCUAACUGACCUCCACUGACCCCCUCCUUCCAUUCCCUCAAUAGCCAUGUGCAAAAAAUCCUGAUACAUUUCCAAAAUUAGACAUUCUUGAAGGGCACAGGUUCACUUAAAGAGCCAUUGUUUUGUUUAUUCAAUUAUGUCUUUAUUUAUUUUUAUGGUCCUAAGUAAAUCUCUUUGUCUUACAUUCAUGGAACAGAAAUGAUUAUUUUCAGUUCAUACAUCCAUUCACUAGUGCACUUAUUUGUUUCUUAAUUUACAUAUGGAGCUUUUUUGUGUAUGACUCUCUUGAUAAUGUUUGAAUAGUUCCAUAUAGGGAACACUGAAUCAAUCCAUUGUUAUUGCAUGACAUCGCUUUACAUUCAUCAAUGCCUUCAAUUAUUAGUGCAAAGUCCAAAAAAGACUUAAAACUAUAGAUUAGGAAAAAUUCUCAGAUGAAUCUCAUGAUAAAACCUAUGCAUCAUAUUUCACCCCAAUAUCAAAAGAAAAAUAUAAGACUUUAGAUAUUGCAUAAAGAAAAUGAAGCCCAUUUUAGGACCAUUAACAUUUUUGCAGAGUUACAGUAUUUACAUUCUUUACUGUGAUACAGGAUAGAAAGUCAUCAUUGUCCAGACACUUUAAUUCAAGUUAGGUCAUGCUGUUGUAUAAAGUACAUAAUCGUCAUACUCACAUGUAAAAGUGUUAGUAGCUCAUGAGAUACUUAAGUAAAAGUAUUAAAGUAACUGAUAUUAAAUGUACUUAAAUAUCAAGUACAAUUAGAUGGCUUUAAGUUAAGUUAAUUGUUAAGUUAAUUCUUUCAGGUUAAUUGGGUUUUGCAAACAUUUUUACGAGUGCAUUGGGUCAUUAUUGUUUCAUGCACAAGGUACUUUGAUUAAAUGUAAGUGGCACCGACAUGACUUACAUAUAGCUAAAUAUUACACUUAUGAACAGUUCUCGAGGAAAGGCGAGAGACUUGAACAAAUCAUAUAACACAUAACAUUAGCAGUAUUUGACAGCUUUUUCAUAAUGUACAAGACAAAACUGAUUAAAACACACAUGGACAUUGUGACACAACAAACAUUGACUGGGGUUCCCCUCAAGAUUUUGAUUCAGAUUCGGGAAUCAAUUUGCUAUAUGAAUCGUUCAGUCCACUUUUUGAAUCGAUUUGACCAGUUCAAAAGAAUCAAUACAAUUUAGAUUCUUUUAAAUAAGGACAUACCAAUCUUUGCGUCUCCACCAUAAGAGAGAGCAUAACGGUCAACUUGGAUCACGUGAGUCUUCUAAGCCAAUCAUAUAAUGGCCCUGACGUCAAUGAAAUGCCUUCAGAAUGUUACGGUAGUAAAUCACAUUUUGCGGGUACCAUACAAAUGUACGGGGAGAGCUGUAAACUGACACAUAUCUGUUACAAAACUGUCCAUGACUUAUUUUAGAAAUCGACAAUUUUAUCGUACUGUAGUAAACUCCACACUCCAAAAGGAUUGUUUAGUGUAAAACAUGUUGAAGAUUAGUGGACUUGAGACGAGCUGUUCUCGAGCUUGUCCUCAAAAAAGCUAUUUAUUCAGCAUACUGAAGCAUCUCCUCCAAAGACAUCCAUAAACAAAAUGUCCUCUGGUCUCCUUGCCAGUGUAGGGCUGACACGACUCUACACGACUUGCAGUCAGCUCCCUGCGACUGUGUUCAAGUGCGCUAGUGUGCACACUACAAGACUGAUAGAAGACUGGGUGUAUUGACUACACGACCGUUAGGCUCUGACUGAGGCCAUGUGUACACCAUAGAACCUGAUAUGAUAUCGCCAAACAAUGGCACACUCUUAAUUAUACUUGCAUUUAAAUUAGCGCAAACAUAUGCUUAGAACAGAAUUCUCCAUUAUUUUAUUGGAAUACAUAUAUUAUCUGAACUUCUACUGUGUGGUUGUUCUCAUAUGUGUGUUUCUGCAUGUUGAUAUCAGACACACUGAAGAAUUUCGUGAAGUUCUUGUGUAUGUACAUGUAUUCGCUUUUUUCAAAAUGUCCUAAUCAAGCCAGUUAUUUCCUUUUAACUCCUAUUUUAUUAGGCUGUGCUCCCCUGCUGUGGCACUAUGAGCUCAAUGUGGUCGCAAGCGUUUUUGACCACCUCUCAAUGUGUGAAGACAAAUCUCAAAACGGUUCGAAUCCUGUUACAAUCCUGUUUAGCUUCGUCCCGUUUCAAACGGAUCGUCCAAAAUGCAUCUUAAAAUUACGAUAACAGAAUUCAUUCAUAAACUUGCACAGUUUAUUCACGAUAGCAUGUCAGCAAACAUGAACGAGUGGCUCAUGACGUUUAUUUGUGCUGAUUCACACAGAAACGUAAUAUUAUUAUUUUUUUAAACUUUUGAAAAUAAUGAUGUGACAGCAAGUAGUGAGAUGUGCGUGAAGUAUUAUUUUAUUUUUAAAUAAUCUUUUGUCUGCUGCUUCUCAAUACCUUGCUCUCUUCUUGCACUCUCACUAUAUAUAAUUGACUGUUGUUCAAUGUCGGUCUCUUGCUCGUCGGGACAGUGCGCACAUUGACGACAAGAUAUCUAGAUAUCAAGCUGGCUUGAAAUUUGUCAUAGAGUCUGAGACUAGUCUCGGAGACUUCUUGCCGCAGACCACUCGCCUACUCAAAACAUCAAAGGAGACGAGCUUGAGUCGUGUAAUGUUUUGCUAACUUUGAAGGCUUCCCCUAGUGGUGGGGCUCUAAUAUUACAUCACUAUUACAGAUCCGAAUGCAGUUUCCAUUUGCGGUGUUCAGUCGCAAAAGUAACUAAAUGGUCUGGAGAAACGUAACAUAUUCUAUAAUAGAGUAGAUAUAUUCGAAAUAUGUACUCAAGUAUAGUAGCAAAGCAUUUGGGCUUAAUGCAAAUCAAAUCUUAAUGGUCCUUAAAGUAGACGUAAUUUUCUUUACUUUUAUUAACCUAUUCCUAUCAUCUUGUCAAAUUUCACUAGUGUAUAAUUUAAAUGAUCAGGGUUAGGUUAGGCAGUAUGGUGGCUCAGUGGUGUGCCCCACAGCAAGAAGGUCGAGUCCCAGCUCAACUGGGCUUUCUGUGUGGAGUUUGCAUGUUCCCCCUGUGUUUGUGUGGGUUUUCUCUGGUUUCCAGACACCAGUCGACAAAUAAAGUUAUUCUGAGCCCAAACGAUUGAUUAUUUUUAGAAACAAAACAAUACUUAUAUACUUUUUAACUACAAAUGUUCGCCUCCGUACAAGCUCGUUGGUAUGGUCGCGCGUGGAGGCAGGAAACACGUAAUGGUUUACAAGAGGAGCGCUGUACAAAAGUUGAAUUGUCUUUGCUGUAGAUUUGUAUUUGUAUAAGUGUAUUGUUCAAAAUGGUUGUUUGGCAUGUGUAUCCUGGAUGCUUCAACCUUCAGAAACCCCAAAGAAAAUGCACGCUGGGAAAAAUAUAAACUUUUAGCGAUUGCAUAUACAUGAUCAUGAGCGAAUGAAGCUCUGGCUUAUUGCGCUGAACCUGGAUAUCAGUACACCCCUACAUUCUCUCAAAUAUUGGAGGGUGUGCAGUGAACAUUUUACCCCUGAUGAUUUCAGACCAUUGAAAGAAACAAAGGGUCGAUAUCUGAAUUAAUCUGCUGUGCCUGUGCUGUUUUCCAGCGAACUCCAGUAUGUGUGAAAACUUUGUCAUAUAGCCUAUAUAUUUCUAUAUAGUAACAAAGAAAACUUGAUACUUACUCUACUGAUAGGGUGCCAUUCUGGCCUCGGACGGUGCUUCCAGUUUAUUCGUGGCAAACUGAAAAACACCUCCAAAAUGCAAGGGCGCAGUAAUGGUGGAAAACCAUUAUGUUCGGUUAUGCAGCUAGGGGUAGGAGUGUUCUCAACGGCUGCCUCGCUAAUUGUUUCCAAUGGUGGGAUUGCUAUGGUCCAAUCGUGGCAGCACAGGCUAUCUGCCUCUGUUGGCAUUGGUUGGCAUUUACUACAUGUGCACUACCAUGUCUCCAUAGAUAUCCGCCUCCCCGAGACUUGCGAUUGCGCAGCUGCUGCAGCCUCCUCCAUCUCCCUCGGUUCCUCAUCGUGUAUUCAGGCUCAAAUAGGUAGGGUUGGGCGCAAAUCUCCAUCUCCUCUUCUCUUGUAAAAUCAAAAACCUCCGACAUUGUGUUAAUUAAUACAUUAUUUUGGACUGUUAAGGUUUGUAAUGCAAGUUUCUCUUGUAAUCAUUGACACGCUUCCUGCCUCAUCCUCCACGUGAUGCGUGACCUUACCAACAAGCUUACAUCAUCCCUCUCAUUAGCGCGCAUCACAUAAAAUUAAAAAAAUUAUAUAAUGGUAAAUGGUCUGCACUUAUAUAGCUAUUUUUUAACCUUAGUGGUUUAAAGCACUUUACACUGGGACUCAUUCACCCAUUCACACACACACACACACACACACUCACACACCAAUGAUGGCAGAGCUGCCAUGUAAGGCGCUAGCCUGCCAUUGGGUGCAACUUGGGGUUCAGUGUCUUGCCCAAGGACACUUCGGCAUGUGGAGUCAUGUGGGCCAGGAAUCGAACCGCCAACCCUGCGAUUAGUGGCCAACCUGCUCUACCACCUGAGCUCAGAAGAACUUUAUUUGUCGACUGGAGUCGUGUGGAUUAUUUUGAUGUACCCUAUAUAUGCAUUUUGGACAGUCAAAAUACAUUCACUUGCAUUGUUUAAAGGAGGAGGCCUCCUAAAAAUCUUAAAUUCUGUUUUGAUGAAGAAAGAAACCUGAGGUUAAGUAAAUUAUCAGCAAAUGUUCAUUUUUGGGUGAACUAUUACUUUAAGUGAAUUGGAGACUCUAAAUUGCCCUGUAGGUUUGAGUUGGGGGUUGCAUCAGGAGGGGCAUCUGGCAUAAAACCUGUGGGGAUCACGGAUGGUCUGCUGUGGUGACUCCUAAUGGGAGCAGCUGAAGGAAACUGAUUGCAGGCAAAAGUACAGAAGGGCAUUUGUGCAUUUGGAUUCUAAUUACAUUUUUCAAAAUCAAAGACUAAUAACAAUCUACAUAAUGACACCAUGUGCAAGCUGAGAGGUCAUUGUUCGGCUGCACUUUUACAUACUUACAGUGUGUAAACAUGAACGUUUAAUCAUGGUUCAUCCUGUCAACCAAUGGCAACAGCCAGUGAACUUCAGCGAUUGACAUGUGUUGCUCCAAGACCUUAUAUGUUUAGUCCCUUAUACAAUAGCUAUUACUGUCUUUUUUAACAAUACACUGAAAUAUAUAAGGCCAGUUUAAGUAGAUAGUCAUCCCCAUGUCUAAUUCUAACCCUUCAAUAACUUGGUGUUUCUUUCAUGUCUCCUAAAUGUCAGUCUGUAGAUUUAUAGCCCUCAGGAACUAACCAGCCCACCUCACUUCUUUUUUUAUUGGUGUUUUCUUGUAGUACAUGUUUUAAGGCAAAAAAAAAAAAAAAAUGAAGAAAAAAUACAUUGUAUCUACUCUAUCACAGUGCUUUUAUUUUCUCAAGAAUGUACGCAUGCACUUUUUGCCAUUCAUAACUGCUAUAUUGACACUGACUAGUUCAACAUUGCAAUUUAAUCACAGUCUAUGACUAGGAAUGUAAAAAUUGAGCUAUUUUUAGUUAAACGCACCAAACCUGUGCAGUCCCAAAAGUGAAGUGUGCUUUUUUGAACUGGAUGGACGUGGCUUCAAGGAUUCUGUGAAUUAAUAUGUGAAAAUGACUUGAGCUAGUGCUGUCCAGUACAUUGACUGCUAAACAUUGAAAAUAUUUCUGAAGUUUAAGUCUGGGUUAUUUGGUGCUUUAUGUAAAGUUGCCAUGAAAUACUACCAACUGCUCCUUAAUUAUUAGUUACAUGAGAGAGAGAGAGAGAGAGAGAGAGAGAGAGAGAGAAUAGGAGCAGUAAUUGUGUGAGAACGCUUUAUGAAGGAUGUAGUAUGUCUGCUGUUGCAAUCUGUACAAUGUAAACACUUUUAUGAGGAAGCUCUUUGUCAACCAACUGUGGGCAGGUUCCUGGGUUCAGUUAGAAGAAUGAUAUGAUGGCACUAGACUAAACCUAUGAAACUGCCCAGCCAUGUGUUGUAUCGACCUGUCUGUUUAAAUAAGCUUAUUGCUGCUUCAUAUUACGCUCUAACUUUCAGCGCUUUGGAUAAAAGAGGCUUUCUUCUUUGCUUUCGAUCCAUCCCCUUUCUGAGUAGCAUGUGUCACUGUUUUAAGUGUCUUGACUAACCGUACGAACAACAUGCAUCGCAUAACCUGUAGCACAACAGAUAUAUUUUUCCAUGAUGUCUUUCCUUUUAUAGAUUUAUAAAAGGAUUGUGUAUUAUUUAACAUGUGCAGCAAUAAGAAUUUAAUACAAGAUAGUCUAUGUAGGAAAAAUGUAUGCACAUGUAAAUGUUUGGAUUAUAAGUGCAUUUGUGGUCUUAAAUAAAUUAUGGAAUUUAACCGUACAGUUUUGCCUUUUUUAUAUGUUUGUUAAAUGGCAAUAAUUUCAUAAUAUGUGAUGUUCUUCCCUAAACCUUUAAAGGCCGACAGUCUAACAUCAGAUGAUGCAUGGCGCUUUUUGUUAUUAAAAAACCUUCAUAAAAUGUUGUUUGUCCACAUCGGGAAGUCAAAUCAAAUAAAUACGCGCUGUUUUUUUCCCAGCCUGAUCUCAUGAAAAUUACAGGACUGUGGCAAAAUUUUUGGAAAUUAUAUAUAUUGUUCCUUACACGUAUCGUGACAGUUCCGAGGUUAAGUGUCCACUGUGUGGCGCUAAAAGCGAGUUACAUUUUACCCUAAACAGAUUUUUUAAAGUUUAAUGCUUUAUUGAGUUUUAAAUCAAUAAAACCUUCCUCCCUAUACCCUAAACCUAUAUGAGGGUUAUCAAUCUAUUCAAAUGUAUUAAUCAAAUUAAUUACAUGAUAUGCCGAUUAAUCGAAUAUGUCAAUAUUUGCUUAGAAAGACCCACAAUCAAAAAUA